Mesorhabditis spiculigera is the source of this 2001-nucleotide messenger RNA. The record is from the annotation of a GenBank genome assembly. NCBI's taxonomy places the organism in Eukaryota, Metazoa, Nematoda, Chromadorea, Rhabditida, Rhabditidae.
AUGAGAAACGAACAGCCGGACCGACAAAUAAUUGUGCACAGUGACAUCAAACCUGCGAACAUCCUGAUAACGCGGGAAUUUGUCGCGAAAAUUGGUGAUCUGGGCCUCGUGCAACGUGUUGCGGAUGCAGGAAAUAUGCGGUGCGGAACCACGGACUACAUGGCCCCGGAGGUUGAAAUGGGGAAACAGGUUCCCGAAGAAGAAAGAUUCAAGCGCGACAUCUACGCGACCGGUAUUGUUAUUCGAGACAUGAUACGCAGAGAGCGGGGGCUCGGCGGAAUCCGUUCACCGACGACAACGCCGGGAUCUCCGGCGGCCCUUCUAUAUGGUCUAGCGGACACGGCAUCGAACUCGGACUACGCUCAACGCCCGCACGCGGAAGCCAUGCUGAAAUCGACUUCGGAAACUAAAUUUCCGCAUGAAUGGCUACCGGAGCACCGUAGGGGAACCGAGACGCUGACGCCACCAAUUGGACUGGAAGGUGUAGCCAACGAACUACUACCGCCAUCGGCCUUGAGCAUUAGUUCGUUGGAAGAAAGACGGACGUUGGAACAACCCGUAAACAACACGCAGGCCCCAACCUAUCCUCUGCUUGACGCUUGGCGAAACAAGGCUGAGCGAGAAACCAAUUUUGAUGAUUUGAUCGUGGCCACUCUCCAGGAUAUGGAGCUUUAUUGUGGAGAGUCGAACGUGGAGUUCCACUUGACCAGGGACAAUGAGUGGAAUUUAAUUUUCCCACCCGAAUGCAAAUUGGCCAACCUUGAUGGCGAUGCACGCGGACAAUCGAUCAACGCACUACGAGCGUGGUGCUACACAGAGUUCAAGAAAAGCGUUGAGGCGGAUAUGGAGGCGAAGUGGGGCGCUUUGAUGGAAGGCGAGCUUGCUCUCUGCACGGGCCAGGGCGGAAGGGUGUAUAAACCUCUUGACGAUCGACGGUCUAUACUUCGCGAGCCGGUGCUGCGACCGUUUUUGCGAUGCCUUGCACUUGAUCGAUUUAUUCAGGAUGCGUGCGUCCAUUUCGCCAUCCACAUCCUCGUCACAUGCGAGGGGACCCUGCUGUCCACCGAAGAAAAGAUUCGCCUGCUCCAGAUGGCCAAAGCUAACAUCGAGCAGCUACCUAGUGUUGUCACGACGCGCUUGAGCUACCAAUACCAUCUUAUUGCUGGGUCUUUUUAUCGAUGGUUCAAAGUUUCAUCGGAAUGGUAUGUGCGGAUGGAUUUUGGCGAAAUCCGAGCCAAGCGCAAGUCUGGAGUACAAAAUGAUCCACACACAAAGGAUCAUGAGUGGGAUGAGGUGAACGCGAGAUUGCUGGACGCCGCUCCGCUGGAUAUCGAGCCGCUUCGACGAGCUAUUGACGAUCGAAUUGAUACGUUCCACCACUUUCUAAGAGAGGGCGCGGGCGAAGUUGAGGAAACGGAGUCCCGUGAAAGCAACUUGGGCGGCGGGGUCCUUACUGCGGCGCAAGUCGAGGAAUCUAUCGAAACUUUCCGCAAGCUAGCGAUCGCCUACGUUUUCAACCCUCAACGCCCACCAACACCCCGUCGCUGCACAUGCCGAGAUGGGGAAGAAGGGGUCUGUGACGCGCUCGAAUGCAAGCGAAAACCGGAAGUCGUUGGCUUUAUCGAGGCAUGGCCCAUGUACGAAGCGGCCUUUCGAUAUGUUUGCCAUUGGAACAUUAUACCGGAACACCCGGAAAUGCAUCUACUAAUCGAGGAACUGUUGAAGAAAGCGAAGGAGGUACCAUCGAUAUCUCCGUACGUAAUCUACACCUUCAAAACGACGGGCGAGGAUCCGAUCGUUGGUGCGGAUCUGCGGGCCGACUUCUUUGAGACGCGACUUCUCACGGGGGAGCAGUUCCAAGCACUGCCCCACCUAGAUGGGAUCGGCGGCGAGCGGGCCAAGAAUGGGCGAAGAGGUGUUAGGAUGGUGGAAUUUGCCAAUCUCACCGCCUUGCUAGAGAUCAUGGCAGGGUGCUGGAAAAGCAAGGUGAUGGGAGGUGAG